This is a messenger RNA of Rhagoletis zephyria (snowberry fruit fly), 1042 nucleotides long. Its product is annotated as acidic mammalian chitinase-like. Gene Ontology annotation, cellular component: extracellular region. Gene Ontology annotation, biological process: carbohydrate metabolic process; chitin catabolic process. The record is from RefSeq and is a predicted model, not a curated record. NCBI's taxonomy places the organism in Eukaryota, Metazoa, Arthropoda, Insecta, Diptera, Tephritidae. Gene Ontology annotation, molecular function: chitinase activity; chitin binding.
AGAAGACGAUGAAAGCCCGUUGAAAGUGGUCUGCUACUACGGCAGCUGGGCCGUCUACCGACCCGGGCAGGGCAAGUUUCCCGUGGAGGAGAUCGACCCCUUCCUCUGCAGUCACAUCAUCUACGGCUUUGCCGGCCUCGGCUCUGAUGGCCGCAUUCGGGCUCUGGAUCCGUACAAUGACCUAAAAGACAACUGGGGCAAGGGCGCAUUUCAGCGCUUCACCGGCCUGAAGACGGUCAAUCCGAAGCUGAAGAGUCUGAUCGCGAUAGGCGGCUGGAAUGAGGGCUCGGUGAAGUACUCCAACAUGGCCUCCAGCGGAGAGUCGAGGGCGGUCUUUGUGCGCAGCGUUGUCGAGUUUCUGGACCGCUACGGUUUUGAGGGGCUGGAUAUGGAUUGGGAGUACCCCGCCUCUCGAGGUGGCAAACCGGAGGACAAGCGCAACUUUGUCCUCCUUUUGCAGGAGCUGAAAGAAGCCUUCCGUCCGAAGGGCUACCUCCUGACGGCGGCCGUCUCUGCGGGCAAGUACUUUGCCGACCCUGCCUACGACAUUCCACAGGUGUCCAAGUACCUGGACAUCAUCAAUGUGAUGACCUACGACUAUCAUGGCGGUUGGGAAACCAAGACCGGCCACAAUGCGCCGCUCUACGCCCGCCCCGACGAGUACGGCAAUGAUCGCAUACUCAAUGUGAACUACUCCAUCAACUACUGGAUCUCCAAUGGGGCACCUCGCAGCAAAAUUGUCCUCGGCAUGGGCAGCUACGGCCGCUCCUUUACGCUAGGUCGAGCGAAUGCAAAUGGGCUGGGGGCGCCGGCGCCGCAGAAGGGCCAGGCAGGACCGUACACUCGAGAGGGCGGCUCGCUGGGCUACAAUGAGAUCUGUGAGAUGCAACAACGCGACCCCGCGGCGAUGACCAUCGUCUGGGACCGCCACCACCUCGCCCCCUACGCCUACUGGGGCCGGCAGUGGGUGGGCUACGACAAUGUCCGCUCGAUCACGCUGAAGGCGGCCUACGCGCGGGCGAUGGGCCUCGGCGGGGCGAUG